AUGGCUGGAGUUGCAACAAUGGCUCGGAUCCAUCACCGGAACGUUAGGCGUAUAUUUGAUCACAUGCUUGACAAGAGGAACAAGCGACUACUGAUACUUUCAGAACUGUGUGGCGCUGGGUCUUUGUGGUCUUUAAACGCUGAAUUCUGUUUAACAUUAGGCCGGCCGUCAACUAACUUUAUAGAGGAUACAUUUGUGCAGCUGGUAAUAGCUAUCCAAUACAUACAUAGACAUCUCGACGGUCCAAUGAAGCGUCGUCCCCUGAUCAUUGAUCCAAAAAGCGUUUACUUUACCGAUGGAGGGAUAUUAAAGAUAGAUCUAGUUAGAAUAUUGAUAUGUAGCCAGGAGCCUGAGGUUCGUCGGUUCCUGCUUAGGUCCUCGUAUGAUAGCGAGGAUGCUGCUGAACGAUCUUCUGAUCUGACAUGGUACUUAGCUCCCGAGACACGUACUUCGCGAUUCUUCACAGAAAAAUCCAGCAUUUAUUCUGCAGGGAAUAUUGUCCGCGAGCUUAUUGUUCCAUGGGGGUGGAAAAAAUCAGAUCCACACUUGACCGACCCAUCUAUUUCAUCACCACUAGAUACAUCUAGUGGAUUUUUCAGACUAAGCCUUGAGCUGCUUGAACUAUUAAAUUGGUCGUGCUGUAAAACUCAACGUGACAGACCAAGCUCAGAGCAGCUUCUAGACAAGAUGACUAGAAUGGGUUUUGUGCAGAGAGCAGAGCAGAGACAAGGGGUUGUUCGGUUAGAUGAUGGAAGCACAUUAUUGAUGAAGGCAGUCAGAGAGGACGAUUCUACUUCUGCACGGUUACACAUAGGUCAGGCAGGUCUCUCAAACAACGACGGGCUCACCGCUCUUAUGAUUGCUGCUAUUCUCAAUCGUGCAGCUGUGGCUAAAAUGCUCUUGAAACGGGAGUCAUUUUUCACUGCAGAGAAAUUCGUUCUGCGCGGAUGGCACUUUUCAGAUUGCACAGCACUUAUGCUAGGAGCGGCGCACGGAUCCAUUGACGUGUGUCGCCUAUUACGCCCCAUAGAAGGCGGGAUUCAGACCUCUAAGGGUUGGACUGCACUAAUGUACGCUGCGGGUUGCAAGCAAAUCGCAACAACUGCGAUGCUUUUGCAGACGGAGGCUGGCCUUUGUACAAAUCAGUUGAGCGACUUUGGACGCGGUUUCACAGCCCUCAUGUCUGCUGCAUAUAACGAUAGCCAAGACACAUGUCGUUUACUAGCUAGCAAGGAGGCAAACAUGUUUACCACACUGGAUAACAAGAAGUACCCGGGCUGGUCUGCAUUAGUCUUCGCGGCUGCAGUAUGUAGUCUGAGAUGUACCAGGAUUCUCAUAGAGUAUGAGGCAGAGAAAUUCGGUAUUCUUGCCCUUCAGAGCGUGGGUAAACUAAACAAAAAGAAGGCAUUGGAGGAACAAAAGCUUCUUGUAUAUCAGAAGCUACUAGAUCAUGUAACAAGGCAAAGAGACACCAACCUGACUGAUUCUUCAUCAAACUCUCUUCAACGCUUGAGUAAGUCCACUUACGUAUGCGCUAUAGGUGGUAGAAAGGGAUCAGUAAUAAAGCAGUGUACUAAAUGUAGUUCACCAUCCUAG
Messenger RNA from Giardia duodenalis, 1596 nucleotides. Its product is annotated as Kinase, NEK. The record is from RefSeq and is a predicted model, not a curated record. Gene Ontology annotation, molecular function: protein binding; ATP binding; protein kinase activity. Lineage: Eukaryota; Fornicata; Diplomonadida; Hexamitidae. Gene Ontology annotation, biological process: protein phosphorylation. The coding region runs from base 1 to 1596 and encodes 531 amino acids. The transcript has a single exon.